Molecule: messenger RNA, 534 nt
Organism: Botrytis byssoidea
Lineage: Eukaryota; Fungi; Ascomycota; Leotiomycetes; Helotiales; Sclerotiniaceae
Exons: 3
Coding region: 1-534 (177 amino acids)
Molecular function (GO): acireductone dioxygenase [iron(II)-requiring] activity
Source: RefSeq, a predicted model, not a curated record
AUGACAACAAACCUGGCGAUUCUCGUCUCCCACACGAUUCAGGAAACCCCCCUAUCAGUAGAAGGUCUCACAGCCCUCGGUGUACUUUACUUCAGUCUACCAGUAGAUUUUACUGACUCAAAAGAAAUGCUCGAGAACAUCGCAGCUACUCGCGGCUAUACAAAUCGCGAUGAACUCGAAGUUUCCCCAGAGACUAUGGGUCCUGCGUUUGAGGCACUUCUUAAAAAAUUCUUCAUGGAGCAUCUUCAUCAAGAUGAAGAGAUUCGUCAUUUUCUCAAAGGUGUUGGUUAUUUCGACGUUCGUAAUGCAAAGGACGAGUGGGUUCGCAUCAAGGCCGAAGCGGGAGAUUUGCUUGUCUUGCCUGCGGGAAUUUAUCAUCGUUUUACGCUUGACGAAGCGAGCUACGGUGGUGUUAUUCGGUUGUUUAAGAAUCAUCCGAAGUGGGAAGCUUUGAAUCGUAGUGCGGAGACAGAUCAAGACGAGUGUCGCAAGAACUACCUCCUGGCAAGAAGCAACGGCAGCUUUCUAGUCUGA